AUGGCUAAAACAAAAAGAGUUCGACAAACAACAUCUCCAAGCCGACGUCCAUCUACUACAACUCAUCAAGCAAAAGCAAAAGCAGAAGUAGAGAAUGAACCAAAUCUUUGGCCAACUUUGAUCUAUUGGAAAGAAGUAGAAAACUGGAGAAUGAUAAAUCUACUGAGUAAGAUCGAUACUUUACGUGAGAUUCAAAGGGAUCAAGAUAAAAUUAUGCAGUUGAAAGAUAUUGUGGAUUUGUUACAGGAUCAAGAACUUAAGUUCGUAGACUUUGAGAAUAGUUUGGAUGUGUUGCAGGGUUUAUAUAACUCCUUAGUUGAUCAGAUUAAUAGCUUGCAAGUUUUAAGUCGCCAGUUAUUGAUGAUUCAAGAGCAGGUCGAUUGGGAAGAAAGCAAUGUGUCAGAAUCUUUAUCUGCCACAUAA
Molecule: messenger RNA, 423 nt
Organism: Dentiscutata erythropus
Lineage: Eukaryota; Fungi; Glomeromycota; Glomeromycetes; Diversisporales; Gigasporaceae
Source: the annotation of a GenBank genome assembly